This is a messenger RNA of Alternaria burnsii, 1065 nucleotides long. RefSeq lists its product as uncharacterized. The record is from RefSeq and is a predicted model, not a curated record. The transcript has a single exon. Bases 1 to 1065 code for a protein of 354 amino acids. Lineage: Eukaryota; Fungi; Ascomycota; Dothideomycetes; Pleosporales; Pleosporaceae. Gene Ontology annotation, molecular function: 4-hydroxyproline epimerase activity.
AUGGCCACCUCUAAGGAGAACACCCCUCCCGUGAUCUCCAUAACAACAGUCCACGCCGAAGGCGAGAUUGGCGACGUAAUAACUUCUGGCAUCCCGGACCCUACCCACCUCCCCACCAUGUACGCCAAACUAUGUCACUUUCGCGACAACGCCGACCAUUACCGACAAAUGCUCAUGCAAGAGCCUCGCGGCCGUGUCUCCCAAUGUAUGAACAUUCUCUUGUCCCCAUGCGACCCCUCAGCCGAUGCUGGGUUCCUCAUCCUGGAAAGCGACGAGUAUGCUACUAUGAGUGGCAGCAAUACCAUCUGCGUAACUACCGUGCUGCUCGAAAGUGGCAGGCUAGAGAUGAAGGAGCCAGUCACGACAGUCGUGUUAGAUACGGCGGCGGGACUGGUGCGCGUGAGAGCUGAAUGUGAAGGAGGAAAGUGCAAGACUGUUGAAUUUGACAAUGUACCUUCCUUCGUCUACGAACUUGGUUACAAAGUCUCUGUACCUGGUUUACAGAAUGCCGAAGUGGAAGUGGAUAUCGUGUGGGGUGGUAUGUACUUUGUGCUCGUGGAUGCUGGGUCGCUUGACCUGGCUAUCGAGCACAAGUAUGGUAGGGAUUUGGUGGAGUUGGGGCAGAAGAUUAUGAAGGCGGUUCAGAAGGUUCAUACGCCCGUCCAUCCGCUCAACGAGGGGAUCAAGGGGGUUAGCAUUUUGGGGUGGACAGGGCCACUUGUGGAGGAGGGAGAUGGAACGAAGAGUGCUAUCAAUACUGUUGUCGUUUCCCCAGGCCGUUUUGAUCGUAGUCCUUGUGGUACGGGGACUUCGGCGAGGAUGGCGGUGUUGCACAAGAAGGGGCUGCUGCAGGUUGGGGAGAAAUUCGUGCAUAAGAGCAUAAUUGGGACGGAGUUUCAGUGUAGCAUACUGGGUACGACGGAGGUUGGAAAGUACGAAGCGAUAUUACCUAGGGUGAAGGGAAGGGGAUGGAUUACAGGGUAUAGGCAAGUCUUGAUGGAUAACGGUGAUCCUUUUCCGGUCGGGUUUAGAGUUGGAGAUGUUUGGGGAAUGGAUGAGUGUUGA